This is a messenger RNA of Aedes aegypti (yellow fever mosquito), 1086 nucleotides long. RefSeq lists its product as uncharacterized. The record is from RefSeq and is a predicted model, not a curated record. The coding region runs from base 87 to 701 and encodes 204 amino acids. Lineage: Eukaryota; Metazoa; Arthropoda; Insecta; Diptera; Culicidae. The transcript has 2 exons.
GUAUCUCUAUUCGUUGAAAAUGAUCCAUGCAGCUUACAUCAUAAUUCUAAAAGCCGGUCUUUUCUCCUCUCUCGUUCCAGUGCCACAUGGCUGCCAUUGUUGCGGCUUCAUCAUCUAACAGUAGUUUAUUCGAUAGUACUCACCAUCGUCGGAAUACCCGCCAAUCAUUCGGGCAGCACAAUCAUCACAGUCAUCAUCACCACUAUCACCAUCAUCAUUACUGCAAUAGCCACUACUACCGUCACCGAUCGGCGCGAACCAUCAACCGAGGGGGAGGAGGCGGGGCACCGUCCCUAGGGCGGGACGAAGGACUUCAUCAGGAAUGUUGCGGCACCGGAAGUGGAAUCGGAGCCCCCAAUUGCAACAACCAAAACAAUAACACUAACGGUAGCAAUACAAUCAACAAUGGUCAUAACAGCCACCACAGGGGAGCAAUGGCUGGAGGAGGCGGAGGAAAACGGUGCACUUUUGCGGCGACCACGACCACCAUUCCCAGCAGCAGCGUGGUCGGGGUCGGUGAGGGCAGCAGUAGUAGUAGCCGGUUCAGUAGCAGUCGCAAAAAUCCCGGGAGAUCGCAUCCUACCUCGGUCCUCGUGAGUCACGGUACGCGAGAAUCGAUGCAAUUUGAUGACAAUCCACACAUUACCGUGCACAGCCAGAGCUCAAAUAGCAGUACCUCGACGCUGAGGGUUCUCGAGUGAAUGACGAGUACAUAAAUGUAGAUGAUGAGUAAAGAGGGGUUGGAUGUGGAGAUAAGAUAGUUUUUUUUUUCGGUGAGUGACUGAUCGAGAGUUGUAAGAGUUUGUAUUUUGUGCUUUUGAAGAACGUUACAUGUUUACUUUUACUUUGACUAUACCAUCAUAAGGUAUGUCAAAUGGAAAAUAUAACUUCAAUAAAUUCUUAUCAAGAACUUGUCUUUGAAUUGACAAGGGUAAUUCAAUCAGCUUUUAAAAUGUUAAGAACGAUGAAAGUGCUCAACAAAAUCAACCAAAUUGAAUGUUAAUAUAAUUUGCACUAGAAAAAUGAUUAGAGUAAGGUGGGACAAAAGUUCGACCUUAGUGAUAUAAUCAAAGUUUCCAGGCAAAC